Aureobasidium melanogenum CBS 110374 is the source of this 651-nucleotide messenger RNA. RefSeq names its product DNA replication complex GINS protein SLD5. Gene Ontology annotation, cellular component: GINS complex. The coding region runs from base 1 to 651 and encodes 216 amino acids. The record is from RefSeq and is a predicted model, not a curated record. NCBI's taxonomy places the organism in Eukaryota, Fungi, Ascomycota, Dothideomycetes, Dothideales, Saccotheciaceae. The transcript is spliced from 3 exons. Gene Ontology annotation, biological process: double-strand break repair via break-induced replication; DNA-templated DNA replication.
AUGGAUAUCGACGACAUUCUCGCCUCUGUUUCGAAUACCGAACGCAUACCACAACGGACUGCAGAUUUGCAAGCAUUGACAAGAGCUUGGGUUGCUGAGAGAUGUGCGCCGGAGUUAUUGCCAUAUCCUGAGGAGUUGAUUGAUAGGGUUAUGGAUCGGAUAAAAGUGCAGAUUGAGACGGUAGAAGACAUGACAGGAACAAUGGACCCAUCCGCAAACUUCAACCUCAUCAUAAUCCAAACCGAACUCGAGCGAUUCAAAUUCCUGAUCCGCUCAUUCCUACGAGCAAGAAUAGCAAAACUCGACAAAUACCCCCACCACCACCUCCCCUCCCCAAAUCUCAGCGCCACAGAAUCUCAAUACCUCACCCAUCGCGUCAGUCUACUAUCCCACCACUUCUCGACCUCGUUUUUGGGGUCUUUUCCUGCGCAGUUGCAGAAAUUGGAUGAUACGGCGGGAGGGAUAAGUAUGGUGGAUGGGCCGGAUGUGGAUGCUGCGGUGUUUGUGAGGGUGCUCAGGGAUGCGGGUCACGUGGAGGUGCAGGGAGAACAAGGGGUGGGUGUUGUGGAGUUGAGGAGGGGUGAUGUUUGGUGUGUUAGGUGGAGUGCGAUUAAAGAGGCUUGUUUGAGGGGGGAUGUUGAGAUGGUUUAG